CUUAAAUGAUCAUACAAAAAUAUCAACUUGACAAAAAACAUGUGCAGCAUUAUGCGUAACGUAUCUUCAUUGCUGCCCUUUUUUAUCCUAAGUCUCGUUUUAAUAUCGAGAGUGAUUAUUGUCGAGAGUACAGUGCCACUCAUUCAUUCCAUUCCAUUGAAAAAUGAUACGAAUAUACCAGAAGAAUACAAGGAUCUACCAAUAGUAGCACAAUGUUGUCUGGUGAAUCAAAUUCUAUUUCGAGAUGAAAAUAAGGGUAUGGAGAUAUGCGUUUCUUUGAACUCAUUCGAGCAACCAUUCUCCCCAUAUUUUCAUAAAUCUAAUUCAUCUGGUAUAUGGAGUUCAGGGGAAAAACAAGAUAGUUUUGUUGCACUCGUUGGUUAUCCUUGUCAUUAUGGCAGUUUUAAUUUAAAUGAGAGAAACAAAACCUAUUAUCUUUUAUUUAAUGGCUCGAUAUAUUAUCCUUCGUAUAAACCUUCAAUGCUCAUGCCUGGUAAAGAUUAUUGCAUGGAAUACGUUCCUGAAUUAGGAUUGCUAAUUAGAGUAUGCUUUUCAGAAGAUGUUAAAGUAAUGAAAGCCAAGCCAGAAAAUUUGUUUAGCAUUAUCGGACUUUUAACAUCCAUAAUACUUCUAAUCCUCACCAUACUAAUUUAUUUAAUAAUACCAAAAUUGAGAGACAUCUAUGGACGUGUAAUUUGUCAUUAUUGUGGAUGUCUUGCAAUGGCGUUUAUUAUUCUAACGAUACUGCAACUUGAUGGUGCACGUUGGAAUCGUUACACGUGUAUGAUUAUAAGCUACGUCAUCCAAUUCUUUUUCCUUGCCACGUAUAAUUGGUUGAACGUGUUAUGCAUCGUUACAAACAAUUUCAUACGAAAUUAUGUUAAUCAUGCAUUGAUUCUCCCAAAAACAAACAAAGCAUUCUUCUUUUAUUAUUCCUUGUGUGCAUGGGGCUCUUCAAGUAUCCUUGUCAUUGCAGACAUAUGUCUUAAUCUCAACCCGAUGAAAUUUAGUACAGAAAGUGAAAGCUGUUGGAUUGAUUCGGACAUCAAGUCGACGACGUUCUACUUCUUCCCAGUGUUAAUAUUCUUAAUAAACAAUUUAAUAGUUUUUAUCUUCACUGGGAUAACGAUAAGACGAUUCAAAAAUGAUCUCAAAAUCCGACUGUUGACCAGAAAUCAAAUAUGCGAUCGACAGGAUCAAAGGAUGCUUUGUAUUCUCAAUAUAAGCCUAAUGGCACCCGUAGUAUUAUUUUUCUUUAUGGCAUUUACUUGGGCUUUGCAAUUUAUCACUUGGAGUAAUAACAUUAAUUCAUUCAAUUGGUACCCUUUGAAUUUAGUUAAUGCAGUCCAUGGUUUCUUUGCGUUCGUCAUUUUCGUACUUCGUAGGCCAAUACGAGGUUUGAUUUGGGAUAGGAUACAAAAUCUUCAUAAUAGUCAAAGACAAACACCUAGACAGACAAGCAUUUAUAAUCAUUUUAUUCUACACCCUUUAAAAAUUGGAAACUAAGAUUCACGUUACCUGAUCGAAUGAUUUACACCAGGGCAUCUAAAACCUUUCCAAUUUUUAUUAACCCUUUUAUACCAACCAAUAUUUUUGCGAUCUUAAAUAUAGACUCUGUAAUAUCUUCUGUUUACUAUCAUAAACUCACGAACGUACUAUACAUGUAACGUUGCCAAACAGGUUUUGAAUUCAUUUUCGGCCAUUGUGUAUACCAGGAAUUUUUUAAUUACGCGACCCCAUAUGGGAUCGUAAUAUAAAAUGGAGUCAUAUCAAAAAUACGUAUUAGAAUAAUAAUAUGUUAACAAAAUUAAAACUUUCAGCUUGUACAUAUGUAUGUAUCCAACAUUUUCGACUAGUAGUAUAAAUGAUACGAAUUGUAUGAAGAUUAUUUGAUAUUAUAUAACUAGUUACUAUACACGUACAUGAUUUUCACUUAAAUUCGAUAACGAACUAAUGGAACAAAGAUUAGAUUCUCAACGAAAGAUCUCAAAUUUGUGAUCAAGGUAUUUGAUUGGCUGUUAUCGAAAUUAUACUUCUUUUAUUUAUUUGUAUUUCAUUGAUAGAAAGAAAAUGUUGUUGUA
This is a messenger RNA of Polistes canadensis, 2081 nucleotides long. Its product is annotated as probable G-protein coupled receptor Mth-like 10. The transcript is spliced from 7 exons. The record is from RefSeq and is a predicted model, not a curated record. Gene Ontology annotation, molecular function: G protein-coupled receptor activity. Gene Ontology annotation, cellular component: membrane. The coding region runs from base 40 to 1506 and encodes 488 amino acids. Gene Ontology annotation, biological process: cell surface receptor signaling pathway; G protein-coupled receptor signaling pathway. Lineage: Eukaryota; Metazoa; Arthropoda; Insecta; Hymenoptera; Vespidae.